AUUCUAUAUAUAUCAACCAAAUACUACACUCUUUUUUACAUCCACCCCACAAAUUUUCUCCUAUGGCAGAUCAACAAAGAAUCCAUCCAGUACCUGAACCAGAGCAAGAAGUACCAGUACAAAAACCCACUGUCCCUUUAGUAGCAAGGGGUUCUUUCAGAUCAGAAAAAGGUGACCCUGAGAAGCAGCAACAGCAACAAGAACCACCUUUGAGAAGAACAAUCCCAUAUUACCCACCAUUAAAACCACCAAAGAGAAGAUGUUGUUCUUGCAAAAGAUGUCUAUGUUGCACAUGUUGUCUGUUUUUCCUCAUCAUCAUAAUCAUUGCUGCUUUAUCGGCUGCUUUUUACUUUGUCUUCCAGCCAAAAAUACCAAAUUACUCUGUUGACAGCAUGAGAAUCACACAGUUCAAUUUCAACAAUGACAUGAGCUUAUUGUUUGCUACUUUUAAUGUUAACAUCACUGCAAGAAACCCCAACAAGAAAAUUGGGAUUUAUUAUGAAAGUGGUAGCCAAUUGAGUGUUUGGUACACUGGUGUUAAGCUUUGUGAAGGGUCAUUGCCAAGAUUUUAUCAGGGUCAUCAGAAUACUACUGUACUUGAUUUGAAUUUAUCAGGACAAACACAGAAUGCGACUGGAUUGUUGCAGGCACUGCAGGUGGAUCAACAGAGAGGAACUAUUCCAUUGAAUCUCAAGGCAAAAGUUCCAGUAAAGCUCAAGAUUGGGAAAUUGAAGAUUAUGAAAUGGAAGUUUUUGGUUAAGUGUAGGCUGGAUGUGGAUAGAUUAUCUGCAAAUAAUCCUAUCAGGAUUAGGAAUAGUGAUUGCAAGUUUGGUUUUAGGCUUUAAUUCAUAUUCCAUUAUAGUCCACCAUCAUGAUCUUGGAUUUCUUUUUUUGUUGUUGAUUCUUUUUUCUUUAUAAUUAUUUUUUCUUCCUCUUUUUUUACAGAUUUUUUUCUUCAAUAUCUGUAGACACUGUUGUACUCAUACUAUUUUGGAUUGAUUUAUGUUUCACCUUUUCUUAU
This is a messenger RNA of Solanum dulcamara, 1021 nucleotides long. Its product is annotated as NDR1/HIN1-like protein 6. Bases 63 to 845 code for a protein of 260 amino acids. The transcript has a single exon. NCBI's taxonomy places the organism in Eukaryota, Viridiplantae, Streptophyta, Magnoliopsida, Solanales, Solanaceae. Gene Ontology annotation, cellular component: plasma membrane. The record is from RefSeq and is a predicted model, not a curated record.